This is a messenger RNA of Caenorhabditis briggsae, 714 nucleotides long. The record is from RefSeq and is a predicted model, not a curated record. Gene Ontology annotation, cellular component: PAM complex, Tim23 associated import motor. The coding region runs from base 1 to 714 and encodes 237 amino acids. The transcript is spliced from 5 exons. Lineage: Eukaryota; Metazoa; Nematoda; Chromadorea; Rhabditida; Rhabditidae. Gene Ontology annotation, biological process: protein folding; protein import into mitochondrial matrix. Gene Ontology annotation, molecular function: protein-folding chaperone binding; protein homodimerization activity; adenyl-nucleotide exchange factor activity.
AUGCUUCGCAAGGGUGUCGCUUUCGUUGGACAAGCUGUUCGCCAAACUUUGAAAGCUCAAAACCAAUUGCAAGUGCAAAGAUUCAGUGCAUCAGCUGCUCAAUCUUCAGAAGAAGUCAAUUAUGAAAUCAAGAAAAACGGAAAGAGACUGAGUGGCGUCGAUUACGAAGAAGUUGUUCUGACUUCGAUUUCUAGCGAAGACAAAACCCUCAUUCCCAAAGCAGCGUUUGAUGUUUUACUGAAAGAGUAUGAUGAAGUACAGACAGAGAGUAAGGAUUUCAAGGACAAGUAUCAACGUUCUUUGGCUGAGACAGAAAACGUACGCCGUCGUGGUAUCAAGCAGACCGACGAUGCAAAAGUUUUCGCCAUUCAAUCGUUCUGUAAAGACUUGCUGGAGGUCUCUGAUAUUCUUGACAUUGCUGUCAAGUCUGUGAAACCGGAAGAAUUGGAGUCUGGAGGAAAAGCGUUGAAAGAUCUAUUCGAGGGAGUUUCUAUGACACGGACUGUGUUGGCAAAGACAUUUGCAAAGCAUGGGCUUGUCACCGUCGACCCAACCAACCAGAAAUUCGAUCCAAAUCUUCAUGAAGCCGUUUUCCAAAUUCCAUCAGCAAAUGCUAAGCAACCAGUCGGACAUAUCGAAGUCUGCACGAAAAUCGGAUACAGUCUGAAAGAACGGCCGAUCAGACCUGCUCAAGUUGGAGUUGUAUCACAGUAA